AUGUUUCGCUGUACACGCCCAGAACAGCACCGUAGCGGCAAAGCUCGUGCUUUUGUGUUCCGUGAUCCCACGCUUAAAAUGAUGCGGGCGGGUAGUGGAUAUCAACAACUUCGGCGUAUGGGAAUGCCUGUACACAAGUGGGUUUGGGAUGGCGGAAAGUGGAUAGUUUCCACGCGAAUAAUCAGUACCAGCAUGCUUGGCCGCUUCUUUCUCAUGAUGAUUUGGGAAAUAGUGAUCAGUCGAAUAAUACAAAGAAUAUCAUGUACUCGAUGUACAUGCCGNGAUGAAUUUAUAUUUAUAAUUGCGUAUAUACACACAUAUAUAGACUUACACCCAUAG
Molecule: messenger RNA, 339 nt
Organism: Trypanosoma theileri
Lineage: Eukaryota; Euglenozoa; Kinetoplastea; Trypanosomatida; Trypanosomatidae
Exons: 1
Coding region: 1-339 (112 amino acids)
Source: RefSeq, a predicted model, not a curated record